Messenger RNA from Heteronotia binoei (common prickly gecko), 507 nucleotides. RefSeq names its product ribonuclease-like. Gene Ontology annotation, molecular function: nucleic acid binding. The record is from RefSeq and is a predicted model, not a curated record. Lineage: Eukaryota; Metazoa; Chordata; Lepidosauria; Squamata; Gekkonidae. The transcript has 2 exons. Bases 1 to 507 code for a protein of 168 amino acids.
AUGCACCUGGAGUUCUGGAGGCCUCACUUCAAGAAGGAUGUGGACAGCAUGGAGAAAGUGCAGAGGAGAGCCAGGAGCUCAGCUCCGAAGGUCCCAGCGAUGUCUCCCUCCGGCUACACCCUUUGUCUCCUGCUCCUGGUGGCGGCCGUCUGGCUGUGGCUGCCCUGCUGCGAAGGCAAGGACUACCCAGGCUUCCUGAGGAGGCACCAGGACUACCCCAAGUCGAACUACGGCAACGACAAGAAGUACUGCAACAAAAUGAUGCCCCGCAAGGGUUUGAUGUGCCGGAGGAGAAAUGCCUUCAUCCAUGCCACGGAGCAGCAGCUGAGGUCCAUCUGCAAUCCCGGAGGGCAGAUCCAGAACGGCAUCACCACCAGCAGGGCCAUCUUCUCCAUCACCACCUGCAAGCGGAAGAAGCGGUGCAGGUACAAGGGGGAGAGCAAGACCAGGAGGAUCCAGGUCAUUUGCAAGAAUGGCCUGCCGGUCCGCUACAUCUCCCACCUGUAG